Molecule: messenger RNA, 8299 nt
Organism: Anas platyrhynchos (mallard)
Lineage: Eukaryota; Metazoa; Chordata; Aves; Anseriformes; Anatidae
Cellular component (GO): precatalytic spliceosome
Molecular function (GO): double-stranded RNA binding; single-stranded RNA binding; zinc ion binding
Source: RefSeq, a predicted model, not a curated record
CUCUGAUUGGCUGGGGCGGGCGGCUCGGCCGUUAAACGGCUGCGGCGCGCGCCGGCAGCGCCCGUGCCCGUGCCGCUCCUCAAGUGCGCGGGCAGGAAGCGGAAGUGACGCCCGUGCCGGUGGCCGUUGGGGGUCGUUACCGGCCGGGGCCGGCCCGCUGAGGAUGAGCGCCGUGACUGAAGAUGUUAAGCCAGAAGAUGCCAAGCCGGAACCUGAGAAAAAAAUAUAUUAUUGUGAAGUUUGUAAAGUUCCAUGUAUGAGUUCUAUAAGUCUUCAGUCACACUACCGUGGUGCAAAGCAUAGAAAGAAAGAAAAAGCCCUGAGACCCAAGACUGUCUAUUGUCCUCCAGCUCCAGCCCGAACUCCGACGAAGUAUGAAACACAGAGACCAGUGAAGAGAGGACUCACAAAGGACAUAACCUGUCUGAAGGAUUUUAUGAAUGAUCCCAAAAGAGAAGAACCUCUAGUUGGUUUAGAACAUGUGGUUGAGAUCAGAUUUGAAGGAAGAAAAGAGCCGCAUUAUGAAUGCAAGCUGUGUGGGUUUAAUACAGAGAUGGCACCCAUGAUAGAACAUCUCAGCGGGUAUAAACACAGGAGAGCAUACAUAUCUAAAGAAUUUCCAGAUAAAAUGAAGAGAAAGACAACAGAUGUAAAAGAAUGCAAAGUCUCAUUUCUCAGAAGAAUAGCAGGAGAGCUAGAGAAGUCCGAAGGAUUAAAAAUGUAUAAGAUUGAAGGUUACAUAAGACCAAGUACCUCAUCCCCAUCAAAGAAGAAAGCAAGGUGGGAAGAUGAUCAUAAGCAUGAGAAUGAUCCUGUUCGGAAGCAGAAAGCUUUAGAGUUCUUGGAGACUUUUCACAUCACCUCAGACUCAGAAGCAACACUCGUUGUUCACAUUACGCAGGAACUUACAGAAGCUUUGAAGUUGUUUUGUGAAAAGAAAGCAGCAGUUAAUUAUACUAAUAGUCUGAGGCCACUGAUGUCAAUAUCUCAAGAUGAUUUUCCAGCAAGAAAAAACAUCCCAAAACUGUAUAAGCCAUAUGGAAAAUCCAAAGGAAAUUCUGACUGGAAUCAAGGUUCUUCGUCUCAGUAUGAAGAGUGUUCUGCAGAUGAUUCUUUUGCUCCUGAUAACUCAUACGGUUACCAAAGGGAUGACAGAUCAUCUCUCUAUGGACUAAGACCUAGUGACUUUGCAAUGAUGUCUGCACUCAGGGACUCUUUUGCUCUUCAGACUGGAUGUCCAGCCAGUGGGAUCAGUGAAUGGCUGAGACAGUUCAGCCGAUCUGCUUCUGGCAGUAAUUUGGCCCGUGAGGCCUCUUCGUAUGAGACAAAUUCAGUGAGUGAGUACUCAGCAGAAUAUAUGCCCAAAGAUGUGCAAGGAAGUAAGCUCCCCGACAACAGACUGCCAUACGGCGAGGAAAGUACAAACUGGAGGAACCAACAAACGUGUACAAAAGCAAGGAGCUUAAGUGAUCAAGGAUUACCCUAUCCCAAUUCUUCGUAUCCUUCAUCUGGAAGAUACUCAACAAACUAUCCUUCGCAGAGCUAUUCCUGUUACAGGAGUGAUGGGCCUGCAAAUUCUUGUACGUCUUCUGCACAUUCUGCUUCUUCAGGAAGAGGUGGCUCCAGGUGGAACGAGGGCUACAGGUGGAACCAGGACUCCAGGUGGAAUGAGAACACCAGGUGGAACCAGGACUCCAGGUGGAACCAGGACUGCAGGUGGAAUGAGAACAUUAGGUGGGACCAGGAUACCAGGUGGAACCAGGACUCUAGGUGGAACCAGGAUUCUAGCUGGAACCGGGAAACUAGGUGUCAAGAAUAUCGGCAUCAGAAGUCAGGCCACAGAAGUGACUGGGGUUCACGUCACCAUCCCUUCUCUGGCGGUGGUUCAUACAGAGAUGACCAGCAGUUCAGAGGCUCAGACACGACAUUUGAUGAAGACGCUGUCGAUCUUGCUCCUAACACUUUGAACAGACUAGGAGGAAAUGACAUACCUGCAAUGACCAGGAUGCUCAAGCAGUUGGCUCCGUAUUAUCCAGCCCUUCAAAAAAUAGAUAUUCAGACGUUAGCCAAUGUGCUAGUAGAAACUAGAGGAAAAGAUUAAGGAGCAACGACUGCUGAACUGGAAACAUGAUCAGAUUCAAGCAUCUUCAUCUCUUGGCAUUCAGGAAAAGACUGCGUUUGAUUGUGGGACUGGUUUUGGAAGGGGAAAGGGAGGUAGAGUUCAACAUUUUAACGUGGUAAAUGUAGCUGGAACACAAACUUGCACAUAAAGGAGGUGAACACUAUUUUGUUUAGGCUUUUUUAAAGUAUUUGUUAUAUCUUAGUAUAUUGCAGAAAAAUCUUUUGUUAUUUUUUGAAAAUAUGUUAAUGUUACUCUGUCAGGAAAAAGCUAAUUGCCCUUUUAGCAUCCUUCCCCACUCAGAAAAAAAGAAAGGUUUGCUUUUAUGUUAACUUUUUAGGAAGAAAGCUCACUGAAAAUUCAGGUCUGUUGCAUGAAAAUGCAGGUGUAUUUUCCUUCAAACAAAGUUAAGGUCAGUUAAUGUAAGGCUUUAUAAUUUGGAUAUUUUAGAAAUUGAUACACUACAUUUCAGUUUAGGAUAACGAAAGGCGAGUGUUGCAGCAAAGGUAUUCUCUGGCUUAAUGUCAUGCUGUGUGAGAAAAAUGUAAUUGGUUUUAGGGGAUGGUUAUGUAAUGGGGCAUUUUACCUGCCUUUGUUUUUGCAGAAUGGAAAGGGACAUGCAAUAUAGGCAGACUUUUUUUAUCCUGCUUAGAAUGAAACUGUUGCAAAUUGACUUAGAAACUCAUUUGUUGAAUUGAUCCAUACUAAAAGAGAAUAUUCUUCAUUCUUCCUUAUUGAAGAAAAGCAUAUUAAGAAAUAAUAGAACCUAUAAGGCAAUUAGUUAAAAUAAUAGGGAAAAUUAAAACAUUAAUCAAAAUGACAUACUAACUGAGAAGUAAUCACCAGUUCAUGAUGUUUAUCAGUGGUCCAGACUUAUGUUUUCUUCUCCCUGCACCUCUGAGUUGUAAGUUCAUGAACUCCCAGCAGUAGAUGUCUGCUUUAUGUAACCGAAUAGAGUGUACAUGGGGCUAAAAAGAGGGACUAGAGUGAGACAGCUUACUCCCCAACAUCUGUUUUCCUUUUCACUGCUGUGUUAUGGACUAUGAUUUUUCUUCUCAUCUAUACCUGGAAUAUUUAUUUGUCCCUGCUGGAGUAGGGUCUGUCUUCAUGAGCUGUCAUACUGCUGCAUUCACAGAAAGUAACUUUGGAACUUGACAUGUAGAUUUGAACACAAAGGCAACAAAGCAGCUGAUUAUAGAGCAUAUAAAUGUGAUUCUCUAAAAUUCUCCUCCGACAAUUGUUUUGCUUGCACAUCAGAAAAGAUCCACUUUCAUUCUUAAUUCUUGUACCCUGUUCCCUUUCCUCCAGAAAGUGUAGUGCAACUAAAUACUGAAACUGCAGAAAAACUCUGAAAAUUAACGUUACGACCUUUUCAGCUGGAAUCUUUGUAGAGAGGUCACUUUUCUUCAGUUCUGACUCCCUUUGGGAUAUUCCAGUGGCGUACAGUAGCUGGAUGAGCUCUUCCCAACUUAGAUGCUCUUUCGUCCUCCACAUUCCCUUCUUAUUUUUUGUUCUGGGGAACAGUUCCUGCUCCUGCUCAUUGCACAGGGUCUUGCUUUGGGAAAACAGUUCCUGCAUUUUGAAGUCAAUUCGGAAUAGUAAGCAAGCUAAGAAAUGCUUUUCAUCACUGAGUUACUACAGGUUUCCUGAACUGUAGAUAAGCAUUUAGUCUCGUAAAUGCUCCUUGCUUUGUUUCAGUCUUCAAUUCUUACCAAAAUCAGUGAACUUCUUGAUAUGCUUGACUGUUGGUUCUUUCACACAAGCACAAGCAUUUAGGGAUUUAAGUUGGCAGUUUGCACUGCAAGCCUCUCUUACCCCUUAUGUGCAACUGCUCCCAGUCCUUCAGUUCAGUCCUCCAGCAGUUUAUUCUUUACAGCUCCUUUCAAUCACUUAGCUAAGCCAGUUUCAGCUUCAUUGCUGCUUUCUCCUUUAUUUUUAUCUUUCUUCUUUCUAAAGACUUCCUAGCUUUGAAAAUUAAGAGCUUCAGUGUACAGUAGCUGUACUGAUACUGGCCUGGGCUCUGCCACUCGGCACUCCCAAAUUUGUUGUCUCCACAAUUGAUUUCAGAGACUUUUUUCCACCACUACCUAUACCAGCAAACAGGUGUAGCUGACUUGUGCCAAACAAGCGGUAUCUUUAUUUUCACGGGAACACAUUCCUCUGUGAAGUGCAAUUUCCUAGCAGUCAAGUGAAGUACAGGAAGAAUGGACAGAAGCACCUUCAGGAUGCAACUCUGCAAAGGGAUCGUUUGCCCUUGUGACAGGAGUAAUGAAGCUUGGUUUGUUUUUUUCAGGGCUGUGCAGAACUGUGGUGCUGGGCAUCAUUGCCUUGUUCAGAGGGUUUCUGUGACAUCUUCUCCCUCUGGAAGGCCAGGUAUUUACAACUCGAAAUGUUCUCUUUUACAGGGUCUCUCUUUCAGUCAUUGUCAAUCCAUCCAGGGAAUGUGCCUGUUUCACUUCUUUCUGUCUAGCCAGCAUCUUGUCCUACAAACAUGUCUUCUGACAGAUUGUGACUUUGGGUUCUGGCCGUCUUGUUUUCACUUAGUUCAACUCUGCCAUUUUUAAAGGAGGAUUCAGCUGAGAGCAGGAAAAGGACAGCAUAAAUCCAGGCUGCUGACCUUUUGGGCACGUGACCAGCAGUGGCCACAAAGGCACCAAGUAAGAAGCCUUCUUGGAGGGGAAUCAAAAACAAAACAACACAGAAGUGCCUUGGGAGUUCUGCCACCCUAGCAGUUACCACAGUAGGAUUGCCUAAGCUGUUUCACUUUCCUGCAUUGGCCAAUUUCCUUGAGUCAGCCUCUGGCUACUCGUGCCUGAGAAACCUCUGCCUUCUCCUGCUCCUGUGUACUACAGGACUGGAGCAGAACGAGUCCUCUGCCUGUCCCUGUUCCAGGCUCUGGUCCUUUAGGGCCUUGGAAACCAUCUUCGCAGGGUAGGCACUGCUGCUCUGCAGAGCACUGUCACGCCGAGCGCUUGCAUUGCUUCAGUGCAGCAUUAAUACAGCGGCACUCAGUGGCUCUGGCACUGAGGUCAGAUUUUUGAGGCUGCAGCAGAGCCCUUUGAACCGAGUUUGCUUUUCCUUAAAAGGCCAUUGAUAAAAAAACAGGACAGAGCAGGCUUUGAGGAAUCUCUGGCCUACUUUCAGCCGGUUGCUUGGGCUGUGGUGUACUUGCUUUCGCACCUUCAGAAGGAUCUCUGUGUCCCACUGAGGCAAGAGCCAUCCCAGUCCAAGGACACUGGUAAUUUUCCACACCAGCAUGGCUCCCUCAGAAAGUGCUGUCAGCUCCGGUGGUUCUACAGCAAUCAGUGAUGUGUGAGGACACUGGCUGAAAAAAAAAAAGGUGCCUUCUUCACAGGCCACAACCUUGGUAAUUUCUCUGCUACCAGCUUUAGUUCUAGUUUUGUUAUCUUGGUCCUAUUCUGAUCCCAGAUUUACUGGAUUUCAUUUGGUCAGACGUAUGAUCCAAAGAGACACGUUCCUUAGUGGGAAAGGAGCGAGGAAGCUCUUUUUAGUGGGGCUUCUUAAUAGGAAAGCUCUUUUGAGCCCAGAAAUACGGGGCUCAUUUCUUUCUUUCUUUCUUCCUUAUUCCCUCAGGAAUUUGUAUUCUCAUUUCUUUCUCCCUCCCUUCAGGAAUACAUGCAGCGCAUACAUACACAGCGUUCUGGGGAGGUAAGGUGCAGGCAGUAACUUGUUGGAAAGCUUUCUCCCUGGUCUCCUUGAAGUAAGUUAGCUGCAGUUUGUCGUAGGCUGUUGAAGCGGUCGCUGGUGUUUGCCACCAUUCCUGUCCCCAACCUCCCAGACGCAAUCCAUCGCCCUUUGGAGGCCCAACACCCCUUCUGGGUGCCCCCAGUGCUUUGCUGCGAGCACCUGUCACUCCCUACAGAUGUCCCACCACAAAGGUGUUUAGGAAGCGUUACCGAAAUGUCACCAGGGGCUGCUAUUAACCUUUGUAGCCAUGUUCUGAUGAGUAACAGCCACAGGUAAACUUUAAAUGCUUCGGGCAGUGCAGCUGUAAGAUUGUCUUUGCUUCUUCAGUUACUGCAGGAGCUGGUGCGUGACAGAAGAAACCUAAUUACUUUUUCUGCUUCAGUUUUCCAUCUGCAAGUGGUGAGGGUGAGGUUUUGAGGAUGCUUGACUGUCAGCUCAAGGCCACUUCAGAAUGAGUGCUUCACCACAAAAAGGAGGAUUAUUUGUGGUAAAUGAGCACACUAAGCAGAGGGAACUAUAUCCAGAGGAACUAGAGGUUUAUUUUUGUAGGGAACUCACUGCGGAAGAUGCAGUUUAGGACAAAGAUGAGAAGCAGUUCUAUUGGAAGAUGCCCCAAGGAUACCCUGAAAGGAAGGGGCAGCUAGAAAGCAAAAAUACAAAGCAAAGCAAAAAGACCACCCCUGUUAAGUGGCAGGGACCCCUAAGCCACAGAAAUCUGAAUACAGAAACACAACCCCCACCAUUCCCUUAAAAACUUGUACAAAAAUAAAGUAGGCUGUGUAGGUUGGUCUAGCACUUUUACUUAACUUUAAAUUCUGUAUUAAAAAUUAAUACGUUAACCUCUUAGAAAAGUAAGGCACAUGCAAAACAUGUUGUGCAACUUCGGCGUUCCGACUCUGACAAACUAACAAGCACUAUUUUAAUUUGGCAUUUCUAAAGAGUCAUUUUUUUCCUCAUGCAGGAUAUGUGGAAGAAAGUUAGGUUUGACAUUGCACCGGUUAAAUCUAGGCUCUGUGCUUUCUGUACCGCAGUAAGCGAGAGGUGGUCGAUCUUACGGUAAUACAAAACGAAAACCAACUCAAGUACAGAUUCUGAAGGUGACGACGAACGUACAAAAUUUAAGAAUGUGAAAUUAUAUCCAAUAUAAUACAUCCAUAAUCUUAUUCAGUACAUGAUCAUUUGGCAACUCCAGUCUGUACAGUGCCAGGGUGGAAUCCCGAGUCAUCAAUGUCAUACGAUGCUGAAGACCAUGGACAGGUACUGCUCGUAGGACACCUGAAUCCAGCCGUCCUGAUCCGUAUCGUAACGCCGGAAUACAUCGGUCAGCCUCUAAAAAAGGGGGAGAAAAACACACGUUUUGGUACACGCUAAAAUCAAACUGGCAGCUAUUCUGCUUGCCCCCCAGGUUUCUCUAGCUGUAUGAAUGCUUGCUGUGCAUGCCCUCUGAAGGCACUGUAUGGUUUUCGUGCCAUAGCGGUAGCUCUUUGCUGCAUCCUGUGCUCGAGCUGUGCAGCAGAUCUGGGUUCAUGAUGUAUGAUGUAUCUUAUGAUAUGACACCUACGCCUAACCAGGCACUUCUUCAUGGAGCAGACAGCUUUUUCUAGCUGGCUCCUGGGGAGGUGGGAACAAUCUGGAGACAGAAUCUAAUGAGUACCAUGUCCAUUUCUCAUCUUUUUGGCCAAAUCUGUUCAAUGCAUCACCAAAAGUACAAUUUGCUCAUAUUACAAAUGAAUAUAAAAACAACUUAUAUUUCAGCAGCAGUGUUUGAUUUAUGGCUACAGAUGUAAAGUUGAAAGGAGAAGACCAAAACUUAGGGAAAUAAUGAAGACCCUACUUACAGAGCACUCCCUUCUCUUCAUGGUGCAUAUAGGAAAAUAGCUAGGAUACUGCUGCAACAACAGCCAGCGUAAGAAAAAAAUCCCUCUGACUAGCCUGCUAAAAUUCAGCUUGUCCACUUUUCCCCAAAGCCUUACAUGUAUUUCUGAAAUGUCUGAGAUUCUUAGAGAAACCUUAAGCUUAUCAGUGCUUAAGGGCUUGUAAUUUCUCAGGGUGAGAAAUCAUUCAGUGAUUUAUUUCUAAACAAGAUGUACCUGUAAAACAGCAGUUCCCUCUAUAAAUUCACAUACACACUCCUAUUACUGGAAUUUUUGUUGUUAUUUGUUUUGUUUUAAAUGUCUUUUACUACCAUUGCCCCUGCAGAAAUAGCAGUGACAGAAGACCAGAUAAUUCAGGUAUUAGGUCAAAAUCUUUGUAAUCAGAGCCUUAAACAGAGAUGCAAAAGUCCUUGCAAUCAGAUUACGAGAACUUUAUUUUGGAGUAUACUCAAGAGGGAAACAUGGGACAUGACACACUCCAGUUUUAAGUGUGCCUAUAUUAAAGCUAAAGAAAAUUGCAUUUAAUGUUUUUCUUUUAAAAGCACCGAGACUAUUUUACAUUUUUUCACUCCAUAAAAACAUUUAAGAAGUCAAAAAA